GGCCCCGCCCCUUAUCCAUUGCUGUGAAGGUCGGGAUUGGGAUUCCAUUCAUGAACAACAACUCUUCAUAUGGUUUUAAUGACAUUUGAUACCAUUAUGGCCGGCCAAUAUUGCUGUUGUGUGCGUUCAGAGUAUGUUGUGAAGAUUUAAGGUCUUGCUAGGAUGAAGACUAUGUCCAAUCAGCAAAGAUGGUCAGAAAUGGAUCAGAAAAUAGUCCUGCAGAAUUUGUUUGUGGCUGGGGAUCUGCUUUUGUCAACAUAACGUUUACUUUUCCAAUAAAUAAAGUAAUGUUUCGUCAACAGCUAUCAGGCGUCCGGACCUUCGCUGCCUUAAGACAAUUACAAACGGAAGGAUUGAGUAAUUUGUACAGAGGAUUUUUCCCCCCACUGAUACAGAAAACUGCCUCUAUGACACUUAUGUUUGGAAUGUACUACAAGAGUCUGAAUUAUUUGACCAAACAGUACCCGCACGUUCCUGUCAUUUUUAGCAGCGUUGUUGCAGCUUCAUUUGCUGGUGCUUUGGAGGCACUUUUAAUGCCUUUUGAGAGAAUUCAAGUAUUAAUGCAAGAUAAGAAUUACAACCAUAGAUUUGACAAUGCAAGGCAUGCCGCUAGGGAACUGAGGUCCUUCUAUGGAGUUCAAGAGUUUUACAGAGGGGGUUCCGCCAUACUUUUGCGCAACUGUGGUAGCAAUGUUUUAUUUUUUCUUGCAAGAGAUUACGCAAUGGCUACUCUCCCACCCCCUGACACAGUUCUAGAGAGGACUUCUCAGGACUUCAUCUGUGGUGCUGCAUUAGGGGCAGUUCUAAGCACAUUGUUCUAUCCUGUUAAUGUUGUGAAGGUCAAAAUGCAGAGCAAGGUCGGUGGACGAUUUGAAGGACUGCUCCAUACCCUCAGAGUUGUUCAACAAGAAAGGAAUCAUAGCUUAAGAAAACUUUUUAGAGGAGUGCAUAUUAAUUUCACAAGAUCUUUUCUCUCGUGGGGCAUUGUAAAUGCAACAUAUGAAUUUCUUAUGGUUAAUCUAUUUAAUAGAAGUUCUAGAAAAACAAACCACACUAAAUGAAAUAUUUAUUGUAUUAGUAAACUAAUAUAACCAUGUAACCUUAGUGUAAAAUGUGAAAUAAAUUUAUUUUUAGAUGAGGAAAGUUAUACGUUUUGCUCAAAGUAAAUUUUUAUUGAGAAUUGGAUACAAUAUACAUGUACAAGUAUUAGUUAAUUUACUAGACAAGUGUAAUGUAAAUUAAAAAAAUGGCAUUCUCAUACUUUAUGAAUUUUGUGUGAUGUUCUAUAUACAUGUAUGCAACAUAUUAAAACUACUGAUAUAGAAAUCAUUUCAUAUUAUAAAGUUAUGGAAUUCAUGAUAAUCAUUUUGAUAUCUUUGCUAGGUGUUUAUUGAUGGGUUGAUUCGAAAUAAUCAAGAGUAGUCCAGUUGUAGGGUUCUCCAGUUUAUUUUAAGUACCAGCAUUAGAUAGGAAUUAGAUAUUAAAGUGGAAUAACACACCUGGAAAAAGUCUCUCAAAUUAACAGUAAUUUACAUGUAUUUGGUUAUAGAAGAUGAAAUGAUAAACUUUAUAAUGUCAAAUAAGUGAAAAUGUUGCAGUUUGGGGAUAAAAUAAAUAUCUAAAAACUUCAACUAAUAAGCAAGAAGUAACAAAAUCCCUUGCGGGAUUCC
Molecule: messenger RNA, 1670 nt
Organism: Magallana angulata
Lineage: Eukaryota; Metazoa; Mollusca; Bivalvia; Ostreida; Ostreidae
Product: mitochondrial nicotinamide adenine dinucleotide transporter SLC25A51-like
Exons: 2
Coding region: 189-1061 (290 amino acids)
Source: RefSeq, a predicted model, not a curated record